Gilbertella persicaria is the source of this 1949-nucleotide messenger RNA. Its product is annotated as Noc2p family-domain-containing protein. Gene Ontology annotation, biological process: ribosomal large subunit biogenesis. Lineage: Eukaryota; Fungi; Mucoromycota; Mucoromycetes; Mucorales; Choanephoraceae. Bases 31 to 1941 code for a protein of 636 amino acids. Gene Ontology annotation, cellular component: nucleoplasm; Noc2p-Noc3p complex; nucleolus. The transcript is spliced from 7 exons. The record is from RefSeq and is a predicted model, not a curated record.
UUUUUUAAUCUUUCCUUUCAUCGAUCUACUAUGGGAAAAGAAAAGAAGGCCACUAUCAAGUUCCAAAAGAACAAGCUCAAGGGCGUUGUUAAGCGUAGAAAAGAAAACAAUAAAUUCAAGAAACAAAUUGCAAAGCGUCAGGCACGUCGUACCGGUAACAGAAACCCACAUAAAGAUCCUCAAGAGGAAACAGAACAAGAGAAAAAGCCAGAAGCACCAGUGGAAGAAGUGCCUCAAGUCAACACCGAAGAUUAUUUCUGCAACUUUGUCAUUGAUGCUGAGGAACCUUUAGAAUUAAGCGAUGAUGAAGAAGAAGAUUUAGACGCUUUAGACGAUUUCGAAGCCCUUGCUAACAAGGAAGAAUGUAUUGUUGAAGAAGGAUUAGAUCAAACCAUGUCUGAAGAUGAAGAAGAUGAAGAAGAUGAAGAAGACGAAGAAGAUGAAGAAGAUGGAGACGAAGCGAUGGAAGAUCAAGAGACAGAUGACGAUGCUCAAAUUGUUACUAUGGACAUGUUGAACGCAUGGUCUAUGGAAGCCAACAGAAAAUCACCAUCUGCUUGGAAAAAGUUAUUACUGGCUUUUCGAUCUAUUGUCAGAUCAGAUGAAGAUACACCUAAAAAGUUCACUUAUCGCAUAGAAAGCAGCAAAGUCUACACUAAACUUGUUCGAAAUACACUCCUUGUUGCUCAUCCCAUCUUGAGUCAACACAUUUAUUUUUUGAAAAAAGAGAAAUACCCAGGAAAGACUAAAAACUGGCCCAAGUUGGAAAAAGCAAUUCAGUGCUUCCUUAACAAUUGUGUUCGAUUCCUUCGUGAAUUACCUCAAGAUGACAUGAUUCAAUAUGUAUUGGAGAAAUUAGAGCCAUGCGUAUUGUAUUUUGGCUGUUUCCCUAAACUCUCUAGAGAAUAUCUUCGGGUCUUGUUGGAUCGUUGGUCUGAUGUUGUACUCUCUGAAGAAACACGUAACCAAUGCUAUAAAGCACUUCAUCAUUUUGGCACCACAGCCAUUGAUGCUAACCGCAAAAACUACAUGCCUAAUGUACUGAAAGGUGUCUAUCUUAUCUUUGCCAACCGUGCCACUAAAAUCAACCAGACCAGUUUGCCCUUGAUCCAACAAAUGGCAGAAGAAGCAGGCGAUAUCUAUACAGUCGAACCUCAACUGAGUUAUGAACAUGCCAGUGUCUAUAUUCGCCAACUCGCAGAUCAUCUAAAGAAGGCCAAAAAAGACAACACAGCAGAGAGCUUUAAAAAGAUCUAUACAUGGCAGUUUGUGAGUUGUCUUGAUUUCUGGGCAAGUGCUGUCAGUGCUACAUGCGACCCUUCUGCAGGUGAAGCAUCCCCUAUGCAGGCCAUUGUACACCCUCUUGUUGAAGUUGCCUUACACACCAUGCGUUUGAAUCCCACUGCACAAUUCUUGCCUUUACGUAUUCACCUUGUUCGUGCCUUGAUAGGACUCAUGGAUGCUACAGGGUAUUAUAUUCCUCUUGCACCUUAUUUAUUUGAAAUCUUGUCGAGUGAUGUAUUCAAAUCCCAGCUUGUUUCUUCUGAUCUAGAAGAGUUUGAUUGGAGUCUCCAUCUCAAGACACCCAAGAGUUAUUUGCAAACCAAAGAAUACCAAAAUGCUGUCUAUCAUGUCAUGUAUGACUGUCUUGUUGACUUUUAUGCGUGUGUUGGUCUUUCUAUCGCAUUCCCUGAACUUGCUAUUCCUGCUAUUGAUAAGUUGAAAGAAUAUCAUAUUAAGAUGAAAGGUACUCGCUUUGUUAAGUCUAUGCGUACAUUGAUUGAGAAGAUGGAAACACACAAGAACUACAUUGAACAAAAGCGUGCUCCUAUUGAAUAUGCAGCCAACAAACUAGAAGAAGCCAAUGCUUUCUUAAGAACAACUGAUUUCCAAACAACACCUCUUGGUCACUUUUUAAAGAAAAGAAGCGAACAAUCAUAAACAGAAUU